Nymphaea colorata (pocket water lily) is the source of this 1296-nucleotide messenger RNA. RefSeq names its product F-box protein SNE-like. Bases 268 to 789 code for a protein of 173 amino acids. The record is from RefSeq and is a predicted model, not a curated record. The transcript has a single exon. Gene Ontology annotation, biological process: regulation of gibberellic acid mediated signaling pathway; gibberellic acid mediated signaling pathway. NCBI's taxonomy places the organism in Eukaryota, Viridiplantae, Streptophyta, Magnoliopsida, Nymphaeales, Nymphaeaceae. Gene Ontology annotation, molecular function: protein binding. Gene Ontology annotation, cellular component: SCF ubiquitin ligase complex.
ACAAGUCAAACUCUUGCAUGGAACAAUGCGUAACUCGCACCUCUUUCUCACCUUUGCCCCUCUUUUCCCUCCUCCUCCCCUGCUCCGCCCUGCCUCCUCCUCCUCCUCUUUCUUCCUCUUUUUCUUCUAAUCUUAAGCAUCUUCACCAUUUCCUUGUAGAAACACCAUUUCCUUAUAGAAACUCCUCAUAGUCUCUGGAGCUGUAAUGCCCAGUGAAGGACAAGAAGAUAGAUAAAUAGCAGAGAGAGAGAGAGAGAGAGAAGGAAAAUGGAGAAGAAGAGGAGGCCGGACUUGCAGUGCCCAGUUGCUUUUGGCGAUCAGUAUGAUGUAUUAGUGGAGGUAUUGAAGCAUCUGGAUGCACGUUCUCUGGGGGUUGCUGCAUGCGUUUGCCGGCAAUGGAGGGACAUCUGCACGCAGGAGAGCACCUGGGAGCACCUCUGCAAUCGCCACGUUUCCGCCGCAGCCGACGUCCCCGCCGCCGAAAUGACCCAAAUCCGGUCAGUCAUCGUCGCCAUGGGCGGAUACCGCCGGCUUUACCUCAUGUGCAUAAGGCCCUUGCUCGAACGCCUCCCCUCGCCGGAAGGCGGUCCCGGCGCCGGCACCGCAACGUGCACUUGGACCAAGGACCAGGUUCAGCUGUCCCUCUCCCUCUUCUCGAUUGAUUGCUACGAGCGACUAGGGUCGGAGUUGGGCGACUCGGCCUCUUCCUCAUCCUUAUCACUGAGAUUCCUCUGCAAACCACGGUUCGACUCGGCUGGCAUUUGCUGUUCAGGCCCGAAUCGGAUGUAAGGCUCGGGUUUUCUCGGAACCCGGAUGGGUUCCAGCACUACCACAUGGAUUCUUUUCUCAUUUCGGGGUUUCAGGUCCAAGAUUUUUCCUUUUUUCCCUUUUCUAGAAGCGAUUGCAUUGUUAUUUACUAUUUUUUAAUUGAUAAGGUGGAGUUAUAAGGCCCUAUGCCCAUCAGAAGGAAACCAUGAACAAAUAAUUCUUUCAAGGUUCAUAUUUUCAUGUACUUCUUUGCAUAGGGAAAGUAUAUCAAAGGGUUCGGUGGUUUGGGGUUAUUUCAUGGUCAAGAAAAAAAGAAAACAAAUCAAGGAGUGUGUUUUGAUAUCUUUUUGACGCAGAGUCGGGAAAUGAAAUAAAAGAUCACUUGGAAAAGAAGCUUUCAGAAAUGGAUAGAUUAAGGUAAUGAAGGCUGCUUGGGGGCUUCUCAUUGAUGUUAUAUUCAGUUGUUGACUACUGCAUUGUGGCUUUGUAUUAUUGUUCUUAUAUAUUUAUAGAUACAGCUUAGUGGUA